Molecule: messenger RNA, 4834 nt
Organism: Cherax quadricarinatus
Lineage: Eukaryota; Metazoa; Arthropoda; Malacostraca; Decapoda; Parastacidae
Gene: Spx
Product: Spliceosomal protein on the X
Biological process (GO): positive regulation of mRNA splicing, via spliceosome
Cellular component (GO): U12-type spliceosomal complex; nucleolus; U2 snRNP
Molecular function (GO): RNA binding
Source: RefSeq, a predicted model, not a curated record
AGAGAGGAACCAUGUGCCUGGUAGACAUGUUGUUUACCUCCAGCAGUUGAAACAUGAUGAUAUGAUGCCAUCACAACAACGUUGAUGUUCUCGUGGAAAAAAAGAAGGAAUUUAAUGUAGGACUUGUUGUUCAUUAAGAUAUCAUCAUGGCUGCAGGCCCCAUAGCAGAGCGUAACCAAGAUGCAACAAUAUAUGUUGGUGGUUUGGAUGACAAAGUGUCAGAAGGGCUUCUUUGGGAACUGUUUGUCCAAGCUGGACCUGUAGUAAACGUCCACAUGCCCAAGGAUCGUGUUACCCAGCAGCAUCAGGGUUAUGGCUUUGUUGAAUUUAUGGGUGAAGAAGAUGCUGACUAUGCUAUUAAAAUUAUGAAUAUGAUAAAGCUGUUUGGCAAACCCAUAAGAGUCAAUAAGGCAUCUGCCCAUCAGAAGAACUUGGAUGUUGGUGCAAAUAUAUUCAUUGGCAAUUUGGAUCCAGAGGUGGAUGAGAAGCUUCUUUAUGAUACCUUCUCUGCUUUUGGAGUCAUUCUACAAACACCAAAGAUUAUGAGAGAUCCAGACACGGGCAACUCAAAAGGUUAUGCGUUUAUAAAUUUUGCUUCCUUUGAAGCAUCUGAUGCUGCCAUUGAAGCAAUGAAUGGGCAGUACCUAUGUAAUCGGUCAAUUAGUAUAUCUUAUGCCUUCAAGAAGGACAGUAAAGGAGAACGGCAUGGUACAGCAGCUGAGCGUUUGCUUGCAGCUCAAAACCCAUUAUCACAAGCUGAUAAACCUCACCAGUUGUUUGCUGAUGCUCCCCCACCACCAACACAAUCUGCCCCUCCUCCUCCUGCACCACCACCCCCUCCAUCAAGUGGAAUGGCACCAAAUGCACCCCCUGGCAUGUCUGUGCCACCACCUGGCAUGCUAGUCCCACCUCCACCUCCAGUACCACCACCACCUGGUACUACUUCCUCUAUUCCUCCUCUUCCUAAUGCUCCACCCACAAGUUCUGUACCCCCACCACCUGGAUCUGCUCCUCCUCUUCCUCCCAUGCCUCCACCACCAUCAAAACCUCCUCUUCCUGGUCAGCCUCCUCUUCCUCCUUCUGGUCCCCCAGGGCCUCCUGUUCCAGGUGGGCCUCCAACUACAAGCUCAGGACAGAUGCCGCCAUAUGGGCAUUAUCCACCCCGCCCUGGUAUGCCUCCACCUCCUUGGCAAGGUGGGCCUGGCAUGCCACCACCACCUGGUAUGCCUCCACCACGACCUGGUCCUCCAGGAAUGCCUCCCCCACCAGGAAUGAGGCCACCGCCUCCAGGAUGGAGACCUCCACAUCCAGGUGGCCCCCCUGGAAGGCCUCCAUUUGGGAGACCCCCUUAUCCUCCAAGAGGUCCUCCUGGGCCACCACCAAUGCCAGGAAUGGGACCACAUAUGCGGGGUGGGCCUCCAUUGCCUCCAGGCCCUCCUCCAUCUGGAGGACCUAUGCCUCCUGGUCCUCCACCCCGAGGAAUGAGGCCUCCACCUCCUGGGGUACCAGUUUCCAGUGGUCAGAGUGGCCCCCCUCCCCCAGGAAUGGCGCCACCUCCACCACCACCACCUCGUCCACCAUUGCCACCCCCUCCUCCAGGUGGAGAGAAGUAGUUACUAGGAUCACUCUCAAGAGGUUUAACAUGGUCAAAUUUCCAUGCAUUAUUCUUAAUAUAUAGUACACAUGAGUGGACUUGGAAUUAGUAUACUGUAAUUAAAUUGCUUACUAUAAUGGUCCAUACAUUUUUAAUAAAUACAAUUCAAAAAAUGUUGUUUCUUUGCCAAGUAUAUUGGAGAGUUGUGAAAUCCUUGAACAUUAUACAGAAUUAAUUUCAUGUACAGUAUUACAUGUUAAAUCAAUGAAGAAAUUUUUAGUAUGAACUAUAAAUCUGGAUUUGGAAGUUGCUGGAAUGCAAUCCUCCUAAUAUAAUUCUUGACUAUUAACAUAGUUUGACCUCCAAACUAUGCGGGAAGUAUCCAGAAAUAUAUGCAACGAGAGACUGGAGGGAGUGUGGAGGAAGCAAAUGUGUUCAGAUAUUUGGGAGUGGACUUGGUGGAUGGUUAUAUGAAAUGAACCAUAGCACUGAUGGAAGGAAAAAGGUGGAUGGUGCACUGAGGAAUUUGUGGAGACAAAGAACUUCAUCCAUGAAGGCAAAAAGGGGAAUGUACUAUAGUAUAGUGUUACGAACACUUAAGGAUGUGAAAUGUGGGUUUUGAAUGUAUCAUGGGGAAGUGGAACAGAAUUCUUCCUCCAUAAGCCGUGCGUGUCGUAAGAGGCGACUAAAAUGCCGGGAGCAAGGGGCUAGUAACCCCUUCUGUAUAUAUUACUAAAUGUAAAAGGAGAAACUUGUUUUUCCUUUUGGGCCACCCCGCCUCGGUGGGAUAUGGCUGGUGUGUUGAAAGAAAGAAGCAAGGAGGCUAGAGGUAGUGAAGAUACGUCUGAUGAGAGCAGUGUGUGUGGUGUAAAUAUAUGCAGAGAAUUCAGUUUGGAGAUUAGGAGGUGGUGUGGAGUUACCAAAGUAUUAUUCAGAUGGGUGAGGAAGGGGAUGGGUUGAAGUGGUUUGGACAUUUAGAGAGGAUGGAAAAAAAUAGGAAGACAUAGAGAGUGUGAAGACAUAGAGUGGAGUGGAGGGGCUGGGGUUGUCCUAGGAGAGGUUAGAGGGAGAAGGGCUUGGAUAUCCAACAGACUUGUGUGAAAGUAUUAGAUAUGGACGAGUACAGGCAAGUUUUUUUGAAUAAUCUGAUGUGCUGUUGGAGUGGGAGUAAGGUAACAUUUGUAAAAGGACUCAAGAAAACCAGUUAGCUGACCUCUAGUCUUUCAGGUCUGUAUAGCCCUUGUGGCUUAGUGCUUCUUUUUUAUUAUAAUAAUAAUAAUAAUAGUCUUUCAGGUGGGAAGGAGUGGGGAUGUUGCAGUUUGGAAGAUUAUCUGAACUGUAAUGCCACUAUUCUUUUGGUAAGACAAUGAACGAGUGCCUGUGAGUGUGCUGCUUUUUUGGGUAAAAGCAGGGGGGGGAUAUAGUGUUGGAGUGGUUGGUAUUUUUGUUUAAUAAAUGUAUGAAAGAGGGGAAGGUACCUAGACAUUGACAGAGAGCAUGUAUAGUUCCUUUAUAUAAAGGGAAGGGGAUAAAAGAGAUUGUAAAAAUUAUAGAGGAAUAAAUUUAGUGAGUAUACCAGGAAAAGUGUACAGUAGGGUUAUUGAAAGAAUUAGAAGUAACACAGAAUGUAGGAUUGCGGAUGAGCAAGGAGGCAUUAGAGUGGGUAGGGGAUGUGUAGAUCAAGUCUUUACAUUGAAGUAUAUAUGUGAACAGUAUUUAGAUAAAGGUAGGGAAGUUUUCAUUGCAUUUAUGGAUUUGGAAAAGGCAUAUGAUAGAGUGGAUAGGGGAGCAAUGUGGCAGAUGUUGCAAGUAGUAUAUGGAAUAGGUAGUAAGUUACUAAAUGCUGUAAAGAGUUUUUAUGAGGAUAGUCCCCUCAAGGAAGGUUCCUUGAUGUUGGUGAGGGGCUCUUGAUUAAGGGAAUUGGAUCUGUGCUCCAGUUCCCCGAAUUAAGCCUGAAUGCCUUCCACAUCCCCCCCAGGCGCUGUAUAAUCCUCCGGGUUUAGCGCUUCCCCCUUGAUUAUAAUAAUAAUAUGAGGAUAGUGAGGCUCAGAGUGUGUAGAAGAGAGGGAGACUACUUCCUGGUAAAAGUAGGUCUUAGACAGGGAUGUGUAAUGUCACCAUGGUUGUUUAAUAUAUAUUAUAGAUGGCUUGUAAAAGAAGUAAAUGCUAGGGUGUUCGGGAGAGGGGUGGGAUUAAAUUAUGGGGAAUCCAAUACAAAACGGGAAUUGACACAGUUACUUUUUGCUGAUGAUACUGUGCUUAUGGGAGAUUCUAAAGAAAAGUUACAAAGGUUAGUAGAUGAGUUUGGGAGAGUGUGUAAAGGUAGAAAGUUGAAAUUGAACAUAGAAAAGAGUAAGGUGAUGAGAGUAUCAAGUGAUUUUAAGAAAAAUUGGAUAUCAAAUUGGAGAGAGGGAGUAUGGAAGAGGUGAAUGUUUUCGGAUACGUAUUUGGGAGUUGAUGUGUCAGCGGAUGGAUUUAUGAAGGAUAAGGUUAACCAUAGAAUUGAUGAAGGAAAGAAAGGUGAGUGGUGCAUUGAGGUAUAUGUGAAGACAAAAAACGUUAUCUAUGGAGGCAAAGAAGGGAAUGUAUGAAAGUAUAGUGGUACCAUCACUCUUACAUGGGUGUGAAGCUUGGGUUGUAAAUGCUGCAGCGAGGAGACGGUUGGAGGUGGUGGAUAUGUCCUGACUAAGGGCAAUGUGUGGUGUAAAUAUUAUGCAGAAAUUUCGUAGUGUGGAAAUUAGGAGAAGGUGUGGAGUUAAUAAAAGUAUUAGUCAGAGGAGUGAAGAGGGAUUGUUGAGGUGGUUUGGUCACUUAGAGAGAAUGGAUCAGAGUAUAAUGACAUGGAGAGCAUAUAAAUCUGUAGGGGAAGGAAGGCGGGGUAGGGGGUCGUCUGCGAAAAGGUUGGGGGGAGGGGAUAAAGGAGGUUUUGUGGGCUGCUCUGCAAACGAAUUUUGUUUAAUGGCAGUUUUGUUUAAUGGCUUAUAACUUUAAAUUUUAGUUUAGAUGUAUGUAAAGUUCUCCAUGGGGAAGUGGAAUGGAAUUCUUCCGUAAACCAUUUGUGUUGUAAGAGGCGACUAAAAUACCAGGAGCAAGGGGCUAGUAACCCCUUCUGAAUACAUUACCAAAUUUAAAAGAAGAAACUUUUUCUUUUUAGGUCACCCUGCCUAGGUGGAAUAUGGUCGGUUUGAUAAAAAAAAAAAGUGUGAAGUCAAAUUUUAGAGUAAUCAACUUCAAAGUUUA